GGUCCAGCCCUGGUUUUCGGAAACAAGUGUGGUAAUAAGUUUGACUCCUCCGUGAAGCGAUUUUAAAAAUAAUCGCGGAGAGGUUGCUCAUUCUCAAUAAAGAAUCCAUUUUUUACAAUAAUUUCAAAUACAAUUUCAUCUGUACAAAAUGGCUGAUGAAGUUAAUCCAAGGGCAUACCCUUUAGCAGAUGCUACUUUGACUGCAAAAAUCUUGAAUUUGGUACAACAAGCAAUGAAUUAUAAGCAGUUAAGGAAAGGAGCUAACGAAGCAACAAAAACAUUAAAUCGUGGCCUGUCAGAAUUCAUUGUAAUGGCUGCAGAUGCAGAACCUUUAGAAAUUCUAUUACAUUUGCCAUUAUUAUGUGAAGAUAAGAAUGUUCCAUAUGUAUUUGUUAGGAGUAAACAAGCUUUAGGACGUGCUUGUGGAGUAUCUAGACCUAUUGUUGCUUGUUCUGUCACAGUUAACGAAGGUUCACAACUAAAACCACAAAUUCAAGCAAUACAACAAGAAAUUGAACGACUUUUAGUCUAAGUUUGUACCUGAUUUGAAGCUUCUUUAAAUUCCGACUUUAUAUUACAGUACAUAUAUUUUUUGACAUAAAAUUUAAAAUACUUUUAGAAAAUAAGCUACAUAUAAUUCACAUAAUGCGA
Dufourea novaeangliae is the source of this 651-nucleotide messenger RNA. RefSeq names its product NHP2-like protein 1 homolog (gene hoip). Gene Ontology annotation, molecular function: RNA binding. NCBI's taxonomy places the organism in Eukaryota, Metazoa, Arthropoda, Insecta, Hymenoptera, Halictidae. The transcript is spliced from 2 exons. Gene Ontology annotation, biological process: maturation of SSU-rRNA; ribosome biogenesis; mRNA splicing, via spliceosome. Gene Ontology annotation, cellular component: nucleolus; precatalytic spliceosome; small-subunit processome. The record is from RefSeq and is a predicted model, not a curated record. The coding region runs from base 149 to 532 and encodes 127 amino acids.